AUUUUGCAAUGUGCAGCUUGUAGGAACUGAUCAUUGUUCUUUCAACUCAACACAGAAAGCUCUUGGAAUUGAUGAUUUCCAGAAAAUUCCAAAUGGUGUCAAUGGUAUUGAGGAGAGGAUGCAUCUUGUAUGGGAUACAAUGGUGGAAUCCGGUCAAAUUUCUGUUACUGACUAUGUCCGUGUGACAAGUACUGAAUGUGCUAGGAUUUUCAAUAUAUAUCCAAGGAAGGGAGCAAUUCGUGCCGGUUCUGAUGCAGAUAUAAUUAUACUCAAUCCGAACUCAAGCUUUGAAAUAAGUGCAGAGUCCCACCACUCUAGAUCUGAUACCAAUGUCUUCGAGGGAUGGAGAGGGAAGGUAAUAUUUGUCACAUAAAGGAUUUUAUUUUUCCAUAAGAUAGUAUGUUAUUACUUUAGAAUUAGGAAGCUACUGUUCCCUCUUUGGGGACACCUUGGUGGCUAUGAUCUACAGACAAGGCUGAGAAAAAACAAAAAUGAGAUGAGGUGUCUGAAAUGACAUAUAUUAUAUGUGUGUGUAUUUAUGCAUACUAUUAAAUGUAA
This is a messenger RNA of Prunus avium (sweet cherry), 558 nucleotides long. The record is from RefSeq and is a predicted model, not a curated record. NCBI's taxonomy places the organism in Eukaryota, Viridiplantae, Streptophyta, Magnoliopsida, Rosales, Rosaceae.